AUGUGGUCCUGGUUUGGUGGCCAGUCCGCGCAAAAGCGCCGCGAUGCCCCCAAAGAAGCAAUCCUCAAACUCCGCGAACAGCUCGAUAUGCUCCAAAAGAGGGAGAAACACCUGGAGAAUCAAAUAACGGAACAAGAAGCCAUAGCGAAGAAGUUUGUUACGUCGAAUAAGAAUGCAGCCAAAGCAGCUCUCAGGAGGAAGAAGAUGCACGAAAAGAACCUAGAACAAACCCAGAGCCAGGUCAUGCAACUCGAGCAACAAGUGUAUUCCAUCGAAACGGCAAAUAUCAACCAAGAGACUCUGUACGCUAUGGACAACGCCGGAAAUGCCAUGAAACGUAUGCACGACGGUCUUACAAUCGACAAGGUUGAUAGCAUGAUGGACAAAUUACGAGAACAGCAAGCCCUCGCCGACGACAUCGCGACCGCCAUCACAUCAACACCAUUUGGCGAACAGGUCGACGAAGGCGAAUUGGAGGACGAAUUGGCAAAUUUGGAGCAGGAGACUAUAGACGAGAGAAUGUUGAAGACGGGUACAGUCCCAGUUGCGGAUCAACUCAAUCGGUUACCCGUUGCAGGGAAUGGAGAGCUCAUCAAGGGCAAGGCGAAACAGACAGAGGAGGAAGAAGACGAAGAGGCAGAAUUGGAGAAAUUGCGCGCCGAGAUGGCUAUGAGUUAG
Messenger RNA from Talaromyces marneffei, 678 nucleotides. RefSeq lists its product as uncharacterized. Gene Ontology annotation, cellular component: multivesicular body; cytoplasmic side of plasma membrane; ESCRT III complex. Lineage: Eukaryota; Fungi; Ascomycota; Eurotiomycetes; Eurotiales; Trichocomaceae. The coding region runs from base 1 to 678 and encodes 225 amino acids. The record is from RefSeq and is a predicted model, not a curated record. The transcript has 4 exons. Gene Ontology annotation, biological process: late endosome to vacuole transport via multivesicular body sorting pathway; vesicle budding from membrane.